AUGCACCUGCGAAAUGUCCACGGAUUUCCCAAGGAAGAGGUCGAUGACAUCAAGCGUCAAAUUGCCGAAGAAGCGGCGUUGAGAGCCGCAAACUACCGCUGGGUACUUUGUCCCAUAUGCAACGAAAAGUUCAUAAAUCAUACAGGAUUAGCGCUCCAUUGCGAUCAAGUUCAUAAAGACGAUGGAGGUGGAGGUGCACCACAAGACUACAGGGUAUUUACUGUGAAAUUCGAAACAGUUGUUGAAUUCGAGAGAUGGCUUGAAGAGGAGUGUGAGCGCAACAACACGACAUUGACUCGCCGGAACAGUGCUGUCAAUGGCAAUUUCAUCACAAUGAGGUGUAACAGAGCUGGAAAACACAAGCGUAAAGGAACGGUGAGAUGUGGCCGUUCUAGAAAAACUACGGAAAGCUGCUCUUGUUUCAUGAAUGUACACAUCAGGAGCGAUGGAAGCGUUAGUGCUUAUGGAUGUUUUGGCCAUGCUGGUCAUGAGAUUGACGUCGCUCUGCUUCGUUUAUCAACUUCACAGGAGUUGUUCCUAAAAUCUCUUCUAGAAGAAGUAUCCAUGGAUGCCAUCAUGACUCAUUUGAAGGAAGUGUAUUCGCCGCAGAGUUCCAAGCUUUAUCACAUUACCCGUGGUGAUCUUUGGAACAUCGUCAAAAAGUACAACAUUCCCGGUAUCAAAUAA
Messenger RNA from Cooperia oncophora, 687 nucleotides. The record is from the annotation of a GenBank genome assembly. NCBI's taxonomy places the organism in Eukaryota, Metazoa, Nematoda, Chromadorea, Rhabditida, Trichostrongylidae.